AUGAGUGCUAAAAAUGCAGUGAUCUUGCUGGUGCUAGUGUGUGCUUACCAAACCAAAGGACUGAUAGAGGACAACCAUGCCAAUACGAUAUCGGAUACCCAGAAGAAUAUUGCCAACAAUACGGAACGGACAGGCAGAUCUUUGCAUAAGGAAUGCAGUAGCUUGUUGAGUGCAAAAUGCUUGAAGAUACACGCGCUUUCGUUCCUGGAGGACUUGAGCUCUCGCGAUGAGCUGUCUCUCUUCCCUGGACUGAGUAUUGUGAAGGAAAACCAGACCGGGAGCACGCCCAGCGCCGAGGAAAUGGCUGCGGAGCUAUCCCGGCAAUUCCCUGGAAAACCGGAGGAGAAACUGAACAGGUUCCUUUUGUACCGGCUCCAGAACUACCUGGAUGGGCACUCUUUGAAGUACAAACUGCUGGAUUCUCAGACAGCUAAAGAUGCGAUGGAACUGGCGAAAGAUGAGUCUGUCGGCAGGGGCAAGGGGGGCGGCGGUGGUGGUUUUGGAGGCGGCAAGGGAGGCGGCGGUCUUCUAGCAGUAGCUUUGAUGAUGAAAGGUGCAUUGGGAGCGGCUGCUUUAGGUGCCCUAGCGCUGUUAGCAGGUAAAGCUUUGAUGACGGCUCUGAUGUCCCUGUUGCUGUCUGCUCUCGUCGGCCUCAAAGGCAGCGGCGGUCACAAAUCCACCACUUACGAAAUCAUCACCAAACCCGAAGUGUCCCAUCACCACUCCCACAGUCACGAAGAGCAACAUGAGCAUGGACACCAUGGAGGCUACAGAAGAGCCUACGACAUGAGUUACAACAGCUACAUGCCUUACGAUACCACGUCAAGCUAA
This is a messenger RNA of Chilo suppressalis (striped riceborer), 831 nucleotides long. The record is from the annotation of a GenBank genome assembly. NCBI's taxonomy places the organism in Eukaryota, Metazoa, Arthropoda, Insecta, Lepidoptera, Crambidae.